Molecule: messenger RNA, 2872 nt
Organism: Somion occarium
Lineage: Eukaryota; Fungi; Basidiomycota; Agaricomycetes; Polyporales; Cerrenaceae
Source: the annotation of a GenBank genome assembly
CUGUCAGGUCACUGCUGUUACACUCUUUUAUUGUCGAAAAGGCUACCUCUUGACCAUCUCGGGCAGAAGCAUUGCUAGUUGGAGGCUGGACAAGUAACACGAGUCAUUGUAACUUGUUUCAGGUUCCUCUGCUGACCAGCCAUCUCGUCAAAUAUUGUAUAUAACUCACCGUCGACCAACUUCGAGCAAACGACAGCAUUUUCCAUUGAACGGGAAGAUUUUUCGAAGGGGUCUUCCUUUAUUCGCGCUGUAAAUCACUUAUUCGCGACCGCCGCUUGACGAUUGCCACCAGAAUUUCCAUACGAAUUUCUCCAUUGAUCGUCAACCCACAGUCCCGCGCCAACACUACGCCGCCAACAGACUCCUUCUCUUUUCUUCACUGACCUGGGAAGUUAAAUAGGGAACUUUCGCUCGUGAGCUUCCUCUUUAACACAUUCAUCACAUCGAAGCUAACCCAACACCUUCCAGCCGCUCACAUACACGUAUUUAUACAGGGAGCUUUGAAUAGGUAGUAUCAAGCUUUACGUCCCCUUCACUGUCACACUCGUUGCAGAGGUCACAAGACCUGUUUCUUCCCCGGAUUGGAACGGUGAUCUUAACGAGGCAGUCAUCUACGUUGCAGGGUCCGCUCAGAGGGAGUAACUUUGAAUACCAAAUCCGCUUCGAUUUGGAUAUUCUCGCUUCUACUGCUCGCUUGAUCUCAACGAGGCAUCAAACCGUGGUACUAUAAAUUGAAUUGAAUUGCUUUGGUCUCGGACGUUAACUCCCCUCACAUCGACAUCAUGGCCUGCUCAAUCUCCAGAAUACCGGAAGAACUCGUCGAACGCAUUCUCUCAUAUGCCUUAGCUCCCUCCCCUUCCUCAUACUCAGCUCUCGCUCCCAUCCGUUCGUCGUCAAAACCAGACACCUCGCUCUCACUAUUCCGCCCAUCCACUCCUUCCGUUGCAUCUUUCCGUCUUUCCCCUCUCCUCGUAUGCAAACUCUGGCUUCGAAUCGGUACUCCUCUCUACUACCGCUCCAUUCACCUCACGUCCCAACACCAAACUCGACUUCUGGCUUCCUUACUAGAAAGUCAACCGAGUCUUGGUGCAUGUAUUAGGGAGGUCAGGGUCGAGGGCGUGUUUUCUGGGCUUGUGGAUGUCGUUAGGCAUCUGGGCCGUUGUGUUCCCGCACCUCUAGGCUUCAACGCUUCGGGGUCGUUACUAGGAGAUGGGCAGAGUCCUGGCCACAACUGCAAGAAGCUAGAGAAACUAGACUGCCGGCUGGAUGGUUCAACAUCUAUAGAAGACGUCCAAGCGUUCUGUGCCGCUGUGGAUGCCUUGGGUGAUGUUAAACAUCUGGUUGUACGAAAGAACGCGAACGCGUAUCUUACGCAACCUGGUGCCAUUUCGGUGAUGAAGAGUUUGAGUGACGGGGUGAGGAGGUGGAUUGGUAUUGUGAGUAUUCAAUUUUCAAGUUCUACACUUUGUAUCAGUAUUCUGCUAUUUCUUCUGCCCAUCCCCGUAGAGAUCUAUAAUGCUGAUGCAUCAUUUCUCGUUUCUCAGGAAUCCGUAGAGCUUGCGUUUCGUUUCUCCCCCAUCAUCUCUAACUCGCACACAACCGUCUUCCACAUAGGCGCAAACUCGAUUUCUCCCAACGCUCACAUUCAAUCUGUCCAUUCCACCGCUAGCCUGAACACAUCAGACGACACGUUCAGCCAACUCCACCCCACCGCUCAACUCACAUCCGCACUCACCCAUGCACCGAAUUUGAAAGUCUUCAAGACGGAAUUACCAGCCGUGUGGAAUACAGCCCUUCUGGAGAUCUCUUCUAAUACCUCAUUACGGAGAAUUCACAUUUGCAACCCUCCUUUGAGUUUGCAACACCAACCUCAGCACCGAUCCCAAUCACACGUCAUGUGCCCUUAUCCCUCGCCGUCACACGUACAGUUCUCAACUUUGCCGUCGUUCUCGUCGUUGUAUAUGAGAGAGGCCAGGAAACAUCCGAGGUUGAUGGAACUUAUACGGGCUGGGAUGGAAGUUGCUGGUAUAGGUGCUGAUGCAGGCACUCACGCUAUGGGAGGAGGAGCAAGGCAUCGUGCUUGGACCCUUGCUACUGGAGACUCCCCGCCGCCAUCUCCACCUGCGCCUUCGAGUUUCAAGACUGCCUCCGUAAAUCCUACAGGUCCCUCGGUGCAGGUUGCUUGGCCUGUUUGCGAUCGUGCAGGUGGAUUCGAAGACCAAGAAGGAGGCGGGGAGGGACGGUUGCUUGGUGUACAGGCCCCCCAAACCCGGAAGGGAAAGGAGAGAAGAUUAAGUGCCGCUUGAUCGGUGUGCCUUGGACCUUGGUCGCUGGUUUUUAUCUCCAUUCUGCCUCACAUUCGCUUUUACAGUCUCAUCCAUCCAUCCAUUUUCUCUCUCUCCAAACACAAUCUCUCAUCUCUCAUUCGUCACUUCGAUACCAUUCUGGGGCCUGCAGAGUCCCCAUAUAUGAUACCCCCUUGCCCAAAUUGCCAACUCGAACAGGACAUGUAGAUGUUCUGCGUAUACCUUCGUUUCGUUUAACGUUUCAUUUCUUGUGAUACUGCUCUUCGCCUUGUUUUUUUUUCCCUUCUUACGCUCUCGUAUGUUCUUAGGUAGUUGGGUCUUUUGUUUGUCGGACUUUCUUGCUUUGGGUAGCCGUCGCUCGUUUGCUCGUUCGUUAAUCUCCUUGUUUUUCUUUUGAUAUCUUUUGCAUGGUUGCAACUAGUGAAGUCGAAUUUGAUCAAGUUCUGUUGGACGAUGUAUGUGGACAUGAGGAAAGUCAGAAUGCAGGAAGCUCCUCGUUAGCGACUCCUCAGAUGUUACUGUAGACCGCACAAUGCUGAAACAAAUCCUUCGAUAAUAUAGUCUGU